Molecule: messenger RNA, 889 nt
Organism: Suillus subalutaceus
Lineage: Eukaryota; Fungi; Basidiomycota; Agaricomycetes; Boletales; Suillaceae
Product: cytochrome P450
Exons: 8
Coding region: 37-744 (235 amino acids)
Molecular function (GO): monooxygenase activity; oxidoreductase activity, acting on paired donors, with incorporation or reduction of molecular oxygen; heme binding
Source: RefSeq, a predicted model, not a curated record
GGCCAAUGGCACAGCACCACAAUCAAUGUGUCCCAGAUGAUUGAAAAACAGGAAGAAGAAGCCGUGAUCAAAGCGGUUGCAGGUACAACAUACGCAGCCGCUUCAUCAUCAGCGCUGUCAGCUUUCAUGAUGGCGAUGAUUAUGUUCCCUGAAGUACAAAAGAAAGCUCAGGCAGAGAUCGAUCAAGUCACUGGAGGCACCAGAAUGCCUGAUUUUGGCGACAGGGAGUCGAUGGUUUAUCUCGAAGCCACAUAUUGCGAAGUCUUGCGAUGGUGCCAGGUCACGCCACUGGGGGUACCUCACAUGACAACAGAGAGUGAUGUGUACAACGGAUAUUUUCUUCCAAAAGACACAAUUGUCUUUGCCAAUAUAUGGGCGAUGACACAUGAUGAAAGGAUGCACCCUGAACCCUCUAGGUUCAUGCCUGAGCGUUUUAUUCAGGAAGAUGGAACACUUUCGAACGACCUCGGACAGCAACAAUUUGGAUUCAGAAGACGGAUUUGUGUUGGGAAAUAUCUCGCUGAGGCAUCAGUGUGGAUUGCUAUGGUGUCCAUUCUCGCUGUGUUCGACGUGAAGAAGGCAACGGAUGAGUUUGGGAGUGAAAUCGAUGUCACCCCUCAGUACACACCAGGUGUGAUUAUUCAUCCAAAACCCUUUCCAUUCUCGAUUACACCUAGGUCACAGAAGGCAGCAGCAAUGGUCCAGCCUGCUGCGUCUUCGACGGGUUGUGGGUUACUAGCGUGAUGGUGGUCUCAUUGUGUGGAAUGGCGAUGACUGCCAGUAUGUAUUUAAAACACGUCUCAGAUCUCGCGCGAUAUAUCAGUGAAAGGGUUUGUGUUUUAUGAUGUCAGUAGUACAAAAAAUGUAGCAGGGGACAAUGAUGGCAAAU